AUGGCCACCAAACGCACACUUAUUGCAGCUAUAGGCGAUGACGAUACAAUAACGGGGCUGCUGUUGGCCGGCAUCGGCAAUGUGGACGAGGGGAGCGAGAAGAAGCAAUCCAACUUCUACGUCCACGAGCAGCACGCGCAGUUGAGUGUGUUGGAGGACCAUUUCAGGCAAUUCACGCAGGAGAGAGAGGAUAUAGCCAUUCUACUGAUAAAUCAGCACAUCGCUGAGCUUAUUCGCCCGCUUGUUGAAAAGUAUACGCAGCCAUUCCCUGCGCUGCUUGAGAUUCCAUCCAAGGAGCAUCCCUACGACCCAGAAAAGGAUACCAUCCUUAAACGCGUGCAGAAAUUAGUCGGCGAUUAG
Wallemia ichthyophaga EXF-994 is the source of this 360-nucleotide messenger RNA. RefSeq names its product V-type proton ATPase subunit F. Gene Ontology annotation, biological process: proton transmembrane transport. The coding region runs from base 1 to 360 and encodes 119 amino acids. The record is from RefSeq and is a predicted model, not a curated record. Gene Ontology annotation, molecular function: proton-transporting ATPase activity, rotational mechanism. Gene Ontology annotation, cellular component: fungal-type vacuole membrane; proton-transporting V-type ATPase, V1 domain. Lineage: Eukaryota; Fungi; Basidiomycota; Wallemiomycetes; Wallemiales; Wallemiaceae. The transcript is spliced from 2 exons.